This is a messenger RNA of Tarenaya hassleriana, 361 nucleotides long. Its product is annotated as defensin-like protein 183. The record is from RefSeq and is a predicted model, not a curated record. Bases 13 to 252 code for a protein of 79 amino acids. The transcript has 2 exons. Lineage: Eukaryota; Viridiplantae; Streptophyta; Magnoliopsida; Brassicales; Cleomaceae.
AAAAACCUAAAGAUGGCCAAGGUUUCUUCAAUCUUCAUCCUCUUCUCCCUCUUCCUCCUUUUCACAGGAGGGUUGGAGAGGGUGACGUGUCGUGAGGCGAAGGAUAUAUGCACCAAAGGGUUCGGGCUUUGCACCAAAGACUGCGACAUCAACUGUUGCAAGAACAAAUGCGCAGGUGAGAUCUUAGGUGGUCAGGGCAGCUGCGACUCCAUCGCCAACGUUGUCCUCUGCAAUUGCUACUACCAUUGUUAAGCUCUCAUUCAAAUAUAUAUUUACGGUGUUAUAUUCCGUAUAUAAUAAGACGAUGUUUCUCUUGAUGUUUCCAAUUAUGUGGUUCUCACAAUUAUAUUAUUUAAUAAAA